Messenger RNA from Protopterus annectens (West African lungfish), 6840 nucleotides. RefSeq names its product neuron navigator 1 (gene NAV1). Gene Ontology annotation, cellular component: microtubule cytoskeleton; axon initial segment. The transcript has 30 exons. The record is from RefSeq and is a predicted model, not a curated record. Lineage: Eukaryota; Metazoa; Chordata; Ceratodontiformes; Protopteridae. Gene Ontology annotation, molecular function: ATP hydrolysis activity. The coding region runs from base 29 to 5806 and encodes 1925 amino acids. Gene Ontology annotation, biological process: nervous system development; neuron migration; neurogenesis.
ACUAAGCUCCAAGUCCUCGGUGCUGGUGAUGAGUAGCAGUCCCGGCCUUGGUAGUGUUAGCAGACAGCAGCAUGUCUCAUCCAUCCCAACACCAAGGAGUACAUCACAAAAACUCUGCAACACAGCUGCCUCACCAAAACAACUGCCAUACCAGACUCUUCCCACAGUGCACAGCAACCAAAAGAUAGCAAAAGCACAGGGUAAAAAAUCAAUGAUAGCAUAUACCACUGUAGAAGACGAACGCUUCAAAACUGGAAGGGACUAUAAAAUGGAUACACAAGCUUUGGAAAUAUCUGAAUUAAGCGAAAGAAGAAUAAGUGUUCCUGAGCGACGGCUGCCUGAGUAUAAGAGAAGCAGCCAUGGUAACAGUGGCAGAAUCGCAUCUGGCAGUGCUGGUCUGAUAAAGAAAGGUGGCUUGUACAGAACCAGAGAUACAUUUGAUCACUUCAGGAAAGGAGCUUCCAGUGAAACCGAGAAAAAGGCAGAGGCAGAAAGCCAUAGUUGUGUAGUAGAUGAUCAUAAGGAGAAUCCACAUGCUAAGAUACACAAUACCUCCCAUUUACAGGAUGGCUGGAAAACCUCUCUCACAAAUGGUAUGCCAUCUGGGUUCAGUGUCAACACAAAGGUACAGAGACCACAAAGCUGUCCAGUGACAUGCCAGUGGACAACUGAUCUGAGUUGGGGACCAUCCUGUGACUUUUCUCAUUUGACAAGCCCAGAAGAUAGCCCAGACAGUGUCCUUUCUGACCCAGGUCUGACAGGAAACUCUGAUACCUCACAGAGUAGGAAAGGGAUGGAGAGCCCCAUCAGAUGCCCCCCUGUGAUACAACAGAAUCACCCUGUGACGGUAACAGUGGCACCCUUUAGGUACAGAUUGCAGGUAAAUGAGGAAGAGAAUGCCUUUCCAAGAGAAGCACACAGUAGCAGUUCCAGUCCCUUGGGUCCUCCUCAGAGCUGCUUGCAAGAAAUUGACCCUGAGACUCAGAGGAAACGGACUGUACAGAAUGUGUUGGACCUCCGACAGAACCUCGAGGAGACCAUGUCUAGUUUGAGGGGGUCCCAGGUAACUCACAGUUCGUUAGAAAUGAACUGCUAUGACAGUGAUGAGGCCAAUCCCAGAAGUAUAUCCAGUCUUUCCAAUCGCUCCUCACCUAUAUCCUGGCGUUAUGGGCAGUCAAGUCCACGACUACAGGCUGGGGAUGCGCCUUCAGUGGGAGGAAGUUGCCGGUCAGAGGGAGGAUCAGGAUGGUAUGCACCUGGAGACAGGACACAUUACUCACACACCAUGCCCAUGCGGACUCCUAGCAAACUGAGCCACAUCUCCAGGCUGGAUCUGAUCGACACAGAUGAUGUGGAUCUCAAAUCAGGCUACUUAAGUGACAGUGAUGUUAUGGGCAAGACACUGAAUGACGAUGAUGACAUCACCACAGGCUGGGAUGAAAGCAGUUCCAUUAGCAGUGGCCUUAGUGAUGCUUCAGACAACCUCAGCUCAGAAGAAUUCAAUGCAAGUUCCUCUUUGAACUCCUUACCUACAACCCCAGUUGCCUCCCGCAGAAACUCUACCAUUGUGCCACGAACAGAUGCGGAAAAGCGCUCACUAGUGGAAAGUGGACUUAGCUGGUAUGGGGAGUCUGAAGGCAAGGUCCACAAGAAAAUUGACUAUGACAGUGGUAGUCUGAAGGUAGAUCAGAGCCCUAAGUGGCGGCGGGAGCAUUCUGAAAGUUUGGAUGACACACUGAAAGGAGAACUGAAGAAGCCACAAAGCCUUGGACAGCCAGGAGCAUUGAAAAAAGGCAAAACUCCUCCUGUGGCUGUUACGUCCCCUAUUAGUCACACGGCACCAGCACCACUUAAAGUAGCAGCCAAAGGAGAAAUAAAACUGGAGAAAAGCAAGCUAAAUGUUAAGGGAGUACAGCUUCAGAGGUCAUCUUCAGAUGCUAGUAAGGACAAGAUUGCAGAUGCCAAGAAACCCCCUUCAGGCAUUGCCCGACCAAAUAAUGCUGGCUCAUUUGGUUAUAAGAAGCCCCCUCCAGCCACUGGGACUGCAACUGUGAUGACAGCAAGUGGAGCUACUGUAACUAGUGGUUCUGCCACUGUAGGUAAAAUUCAGAAGACUUCUGCAAUCCCAGUGAAGCCAGUUAACUCACGGAAGACCAGUCUUGAUGUUUCAAACAGUGGUGAGGCAGGUUUCCUCUCACCAGGAGCAAGGACAAACAUCCAGUAUCGUAGCCUUCCUCGACCUGCCAAAUCCAGCUCCAUGAGUGUAACUGGGGGAAGAAGCAUUAGUAGACCAGUCAGCAGCAGCAUUGAUCCUGCUCUCCUCAGCAGCAAGCAAACUGGUAUUGCCCUUUCCAGACUGAAAGAACCUUCAAAAACUGCCAUCGGGCGACCUACCCUGGCGCCAGUGAAUCAGACUGACAGAGAAAAGGAAAAGGCAAAAGCUAAAGCUGUAGCUUCAGAUUCUGAAUGUAGCCCCCUGAAGCCUGUUUCUACACCAGAAAGUAGCGCAAAGGGGGUGCGACAGCCAAGUGCCAAGACUUCAGAGAUUGUGUCCCCUACACCUCACAGGGUGAUUGGCACGAAACCAAUGGGAAAGCCGCCAUCUUUGGCUAACUUGGAUAAAGUGAACUCGAACAGCCUGGACAUACCAUCAUCCUCUGCUGCUGUUGAGCAUCAUCCAUUGCACUAUAGUAAAGUGCAGGACUUUCUCCCUGUGGCUACACCUGGUAGUACCCACCUGACAUCCUGUCUCGUACCGAGCCCAGCACCAGUACUCAACAUCAACUCAAGCAGCUUCUCACAAGACAUGGGGUUGCUGGACAACUUCAGUGAACAGUCAGAACCCUUAAUGUAUCCCAAGCUUUCAGGGAUGCACAGGAGCAUGGAGUCACUCCAUUUGCCAAUCAGCAUGCCUAGCUCUCUCACUGCAACCUGCACUGCCAUCCCGCGAGAAGAUGAUGCUGCUGGCAAACUGAGCUGGACAGGCAACCUCCGAUCAGGACAGACAGACAGCACUCAGGAUAGGAACACAUUACCGAAGAAGGGCAUAAGUAGACACAGCUCGCUACAGAUUCAGGAUGAUGUGAAGGAAAGGCGACACUCGCAUGCAUUAGGAGGGCUUCCAGAGUCUUCUGAUGACAAAUCCCAGCUACCUCCAUCCCCUGUUACUCCACUGUCCUCAGGGAAAGGCACCUUAACUAAUAUAGUGAGUCCAACCACUUCAAGUUCCCGAAUGACUCGCUCCAACAGCAUUCCCACCCAAGAAUCUACAUUUGAACUCUACAACGGCUCACCAAUGGGCAGCACUCUGUCCCUGGCAGACAAACCCAAAGGCAUGAUUCGCUCUGGCUCCUUCAAGGAGCCCACAGAUGAUGUUCACGGCUCAGUGCUGUCGCUGGCAUCCAGUGCUUCAUCUUCAUAUUCAUCGGCUGAAGAAAGAAUGCAGACAGAGCAAAUUCGGAAACUGAGAAGAGAACUUGAAUCUUCCCAAGAAAAAGUUGCAUGUCUGACCACCCAACUUUCUGCCAAUGCUAACUUGGUAGCAGCAUUUGAACAAAGUCUGGUGAACAUGACGACACGCCUUCAGAAGCUAGCGGAGACAGCUGAAGAAAAAGAUUCGGAGUUGGUUGAGCUACGGGAGACAAUAGAAUUUCUGAAGAGAAGGAAUGCAGAAGCGCAUGCUGUGAUUCAGGGAGCUUUGAGCACUCCAGAUACUUCCAAAGAAUUGCGGAUAAAAAGGCAGAAUUCAUCAGACAGCAUUUCCAGCCUGGGCAGCAUCACAAGUCACUCGAGCAUUGGAAGUUCCAGAGACGCUGAUGCCAAGAAGAAGAAAAAGAAAAGCUGGUUGCGAAGCUCUUUUAAUAAGGCAUUCAGCAUAAAAAAAGGACCUAAAUCAGCCACCUCGUACUCCGACAUCGAGGAGAUUGCCACGCCAGACUCCUCAGCACCAUCCUCUCCUAAAAUGCAACAUGAUGCCUCUGACAGUACGUCUCCUUCAAUCAAGUCCUCAAAUUCUUCAUCUGUCAUCUUUGAGUGUAAUGAGGAGGCUGAAGGUGAUGAAAAAGGUGUGUCAGAACUUCGCUCAGAACUGUGGGAGAAGGAAAUGAAAUUGACAGAUAUUCGACUAGAAGCCUUAAAUUCUGCACACCAGCUUGAUCAGUUGAGAGAGGCAAUGAACAACAUGCAGAUGGAAGUGGAUGUUCUGAAGGCAGAGAAUGACCGGUUAAAGGUUCAUCCAGGAUCAGGACCAGGAUCCAUUCAGACAUUGUCACAGGGUAUUACUACUUCAGCCAUAUCUUCUCCUCAUCGGACACUUGGCCUUACGCUUGCUCAUUCUGUCAGCUUGAGCCUUACAGAAUCAACCGACACAGAUAUGUCACCCAUGGAUGCUGUAAGCUCUUCAACACAGAAAGAUGACAAUACUCUCAGAGUGGUGGUGAGAGUGCCACAUCAACACAUCUUUAAAGAUGAGCUAAAACAACAUGAAUUUUAUGUUGGCACCGUUGAAGUUAAUGGGAAAACAGACUGGAAAAUGCUGGAUGGGCUCAUCUCUCAAGUCUUCAAGGAUUACGUUACAAAAAUUGACCCAGCAUGCAGCCUUGGACUGAGUACUGAGUCCAUCUACAGUUAUAGCAUCAGCCAUAUCAAGAGAGUACUGGACACAGACCCACCAGAGCUGCCUCUCUGUCGGUACCUGGGGAGGGGAAUCAGUAGCAUUGCUUUAACAUUGAAAGGUUUGAAAGAAAAAUGCGUGGAUAAUUUGGUUUUUGAGACCCUGAUCCCAAAGCCCAUGAUGCAGCACUAUAUUAGUCUCCUGCUCAAACACCGCCGACUGGUUCUGUCAGGGCCAAGUGGCACUGGGAAAACGUACCUUACCAAUCGACUAGUGGAGUACCUUGUGGAAAGGUCAGGCCGAGAGGUCACAGAUGGCAUUAUUGUCACAUUCAACAUGCACCAACAGUCCUGUAAGGACUUGCAGCUUUAUCUGUCAAACCUGUCCAAUCAGAUAGACCGGGAAACAGGAACUGGUGAUGUGCCCCUGGUGAUCAUUCUUGAUGACCUUGCCGAAGCAGGAUCCAACACAGAACUAGUCAAUGGAGCACUGACCUGCAAGUACCACAAGUGCCCUUAUAUCAUUGGCACCACCAACCAGCCAGUCAAGAUGACUCCUAAUCAUGGUCUUCAUCUCAGCUUCAGAAUGCUAACAUUUUCAAACAAUGUUGAGCCUGCAAAUGGGUUCCUAGUGCGGUAUUUACGGAGGAAGAUGAUAGAGUCAGAAAGUGACAUUAAUGACAACAUGGAGGAGCUCCUACGGGUUCUUGACUGGGUCCCCAAACUUUGGUAUCAUUUACACACCUUCCUGGAGAAGCACAGCACCUCCGAUUUUCUGAUUGGACCAUGCUUCUUUCUGUCCUGUCCUGUCAGUGUAGAAGAAUUCCGACCAUGGUUUAUUGACUUAUGGAAUAACUCCAUAAUUCCAUAUCUUCAGGAAGGGGCCAAAGAUGGGCUUAAGGCUCAUGCCAGAAAAUCAGCAUGGGAAGACCCAGUGGAGUGGGUUAGAGAUACACUCCCAUGGCCCUCAGCCCAACACGACCAGUCAAAGCUACUCCAUUUGCCUCCACCAAGCAUCGGUGCUCAUACAGGAACAUCACCUGCAGAAGAAAGAGUGGUUAAAGACGCAACACCAAACUCUUUGGAUUCAGAUCCAUUGAUGGCCAUGCUACUGAAACUGCAGGAAGCUGCCAACUAUAUUGAAUCUCCAGAUCGAGAAUCCAUUUUGGACCCAAACUUACAACCAGCACAUUGAAGACUUGUACGUCGCUGAGUGAAUGGAGGCAGGGUUGCUCCAUUCCCUCUCCUGGUGUAGGUGAUAGAAGUUGGGGGAGGGGUCCCCGAACUGAAUGUUGACUUUCCUGUUAAUGCUGUCUCUACUUAUCUGGAAGAGUUUCCGCAAGAGUACUGGGCUGGUGUUUGUUUCUUUAUAAUGUCCUGGUUGGUGAUUCUUUUUGUAUACCUUUUUUAAUUGACACCAGUAAGUAGAGAGUGUCAUCCUGUGUCUGACAGCUGUAUUUCAGCUUGUUAUUCAGUUCAAACCCCACCCACAAAAAACUCCCAGCUUCUCGUGAAAGAGAUAUUGGCCCUGUACUUGGGAGUUCAGAGAUGCUGUGUCAGAGAAGAUGGAAUUUAUCACUAGAAAACAUCACAUUCAGACUUGGGCCCUGCACUUCUCAGCUCUGCCACUAGGUGGGGGAGCCGUAAAGCUAACUCCCUCUGCAAGGGGGAGAAAAUGGUUUGGAGACGUACAGUAUCUGCUCAGAGUGUGAUAACAGUUUCUUUACUGACUGACAUUCCUGCUUUUUAUGGCACAGAAUUUUCAGAGAAUAUGUGGAAACAAGUCCAUGGUGCUUGGAUUUCAUCCACAGGGACUGUUUUUAAACCGCUUGCGGAACAUGCAUGGCAGCCAUUUGGGAACAGUCGUCAAAAUGUCAGAAUUAUGGUGCGAAGGAUGGGCAAUGGAAUUUUAUUAUUUUUGCAGAAUUUGUAUAGCAGCCAUCUGGGACCAGUCAUCAACAAAUUCAUUUGUAUGUCAGAUUUAUGGUAUGAAGGGCAGGUAAUGAAAUUUUAUUGUGUAGGAGGUCAGAAUAAUUGGUCUUUGCUGGCAGUGCCAUUACUGCUCCACCAUUAUGAACACCUCAGUAAAGAAACUGGUGCUGACUUUAAACUUCAGUAUUAUCAACAUGCUGCUCUGGUCCUCACAGCUUGAACACUGAACAGACAAGGUAACAAACUGGUCACUAUCAACUGCAUACUGAGGCACAUAACUGUGUUUACAUGUCAAGG